Molecule: messenger RNA, 781 nt
Organism: Daldinia loculata
Lineage: Eukaryota; Fungi; Ascomycota; Sordariomycetes; Xylariales; Hypoxylaceae
Exons: 1
Coding region: 63-572 (169 amino acids)
Source: RefSeq, a predicted model, not a curated record
CUUCAAACCAAUAUUAAAAAAACGAGACCUCUGAAGAGAUUAGAAACUUGGAAGCCUUCGCAAUGAAUAUCUCAAUCUAUGAGGGAAAUAUAAAUCCGACCCGCGAGGACGCCGACACCAUGGACCGUAUUAUUAUUACAAGUUACAAGUUUAUACUAUUUAUCCUUAAGUGCUCAACUUACUCUUACUUUUUCUCUCUUCGGUAUCACAAUUUCAUCUCUUUCGAUUUCCACUUAUCUCGCGUCUACAUCACACAUUCUUCCUCUACAGUAUACCAUGAAGCAUUGAAAUCAAACGUCACGUCACGUCACUUAGACACAUUGCGCAACGUGCUAGACAGGAACCGUCUGAUUCAGAUGCUAAUAGAUGAAAAAAAAUACUCUGCAGCUUUGCUGCUGCGAGUGUACGGACGACUGCGAAGAAGCGCGCUCAACAUAAAAACCGGGAGAGCCCCCCCCAUCUACAUACAUAAGGUACGCACGCCGUCCAACUCCCAGCCCAUGAUUAUGAUUUGUGUGUGGUUGUGUAUGCAUGUGUGCGUGUGUGUUUGCUUGCUUGCUCUUGCCGAGUAGAGAGGAGUGGGAAUGUGUGGUAUAGUAAGGCUCCGAAUCGUCAAAUAUCAGUCCCUCGCGGCGUCAUCUGUCUUCCAAAUUUGUGAGGCUGGCUGCCAACUACACCUGAGGGGGGCCACUCGUAGGCUCCUCCUCCGUCUUUCCUAGCGGUCCGCGAUCUAUGUCAUGUCUCGACGGAUAGAAUAUUAAGAUUGGUUUCUGAAAAAGCU